AUGUCCUAUACACGGCUCAAAUCGCUGUUCGGGCGACUUUCGCGUCGAAAUUCAUCAGCUUCAGAAACUUCGCGACCUUCUUCCCCAGCCCCAUCUUUGCAACCACAUGUACACUCCCCGUUGCAGACCAGCACCGAAAUACCAACAGAACCACAAGAACCUGUAUCAGAUCGUCUUGUAACGGAGCGGCGUCAUUCGUCGGGUGUUGCCGUUACAUCUAAUCCGGCGACUACAAGCAACGACCACGGUCAAGGACCUUCUGACCAAAAUACAAACUCGCCGCCACAGCCGCCGCUUUUCCCAUCGCCGCCAUCGCCAGUCAGAUCUCCGCGUCGGCGUCGGCCGACUACAUUAGCCAUACGAGCCUCGAGUGUGGGACAUUACGAUAUUGCAGUCACGAGCGAGAGCGUUGGACGAUACGAGGACAAGCGAGACACGAAUUCUGAUAUUCAUUUACCACGACGUGUACCUUCCAAGGCCGAUCUAAUUAUGGCCAGCACCGAGCGAGAAGAAGAGCGAACAGGAAAUCUAUCAUGGAGAGGCAGAGUAAAGGAUAGGGACAAAGACAGAGAUGACGACGAGGCUAGAGGUACAUCCGAACCAAUUCAAGCAGGUGGAGGAUCCCAUACACCGCAACGGGUAACGCGACCGUCCUUUUCUUUUUUGAGUAAACUGGCGAGUCGUGCGAGGUCUGGGAGAUCCGAAAACGUCGGCCGACGGGUAAGCGAGAUGUUUACGGGUGCAUCACCCGACGCGGAACAUACUCAUCACCCUCGCUCCCCAACCCCUGGAGGUUUAUCUACCACACCUGCCUCAAUAAAUUCUGUAACGGGUCCCUUAAUCCCGUUUUCUACGGUUGGAAGCUUCUCAAACACUGCGCUUACCACUGCACAUGUUCAUGGCUCAACGACCCUCCCUACACGUCUUAUACCAGGCCCUGAUCAGCACCCGCCAGAAGCCGCGCUUCCGCUUCAGCUCCAACCAUUGGACGUUCUAUUAAUGGCACUCACCGCGCCCCCCGAUGACAUAACACCUCCGAAUCCCUCAAUCAAUCCAACUAUUCUAGCCGCACAGUUAGCUCAACAUUUCCGUCACCCUAACUCCUUCACCUCGCACCCUCGUGCAGUUGUCGGAGCUGGCCCAGCGGGAAUCAGCUCAGCUGCACAAAUCGGGGCCACCGUGCUUGCCAACAUCGUCCGUAACCUACGAAAAAAGCACGCCAAAGGAUCUUGGGAAGUCGUCGGCGCGUGGGUGGAAUCAAUGUCCAGUCUUGAAAGCGCCAAAUCGGGUUCGUGUGGAGUAUCAGCGAUUGAACGAGCGUUGCUUUGGUCCACCCUCACCGACCCAAUCGACGAGAUGCCAGAUGAAGAUCUGUUGGACGAGUGGGCGGAGCGGGAUCGGACUGUACGGAUCUUAACAGAUGGAGGAAAAGACGUGUUGGGAUUAAGGCGAUUUGUUCCGACUCUUGGCUCGUGGAUAGAAUUUGCCGUUCGAGUUGUUCAAGACGAAUAUAAACUGGGCGAUCCUAGACUCAGGAGCUCGGUCGAACGAUUCGGAAGUCCAAAUGGCCAAGCAGCUCGGCUUCAUGGUUAUUCCCGAACCUAUGUCGAAGCUCAAAAAUGCAUCGACGCGACGCUCCGGUUGCUGGAAGACAUAGUAAGAUUAAAUGCUCCGAGGUUCGACGAAACGCAAGUUGGAGAUGUAGUAUCAAUAUUCUGUGGAGCUGUAAACGGGACGAUUGGAGGGUGGGAAGGAGAUGGUAGCGUGGAAGCUGUGACAAUGCCAGUUGACGGCCCGACCCAAAACUCGGAAGGAAUCGGCACUCAUCGAAGAUACCCAUCAUCAGCGUUUGCGUCGCCUCUUGCCAGUCCCAUCUCGCCAAAUAUUGCAGGUGUGGACACGUCCCCGCUUACGCCAUAUGCCGUGGCUGCCUCGCGUUUCGUCUCCCUCGCCCGAUCACUACAAAAGCAAACCCAUAUUCCACCGGACGUUUUGAAGAGUAUGUUGGAACAUUUAGCUUUAUUACUCGCGUAUGUCAAGACUCCAAUGGAUAUACUUCGACUUGGUGGCAGGCGGAAGAGUGUGGGUACACGGAGGGGAAGCGAAGGCCUGAGCGCCCCAACGAGUGCGAGGAGAGGAAGUGAGGGAGGUAGGAGAGGCAGUAUUGUGCCUGGCGGGCCAACGGAUCCCACUACUAGGGGUGAUCCCACUGCUCGAGGAGAGGUCGAUUGGGUUGAUGCCUAUUCAAGGGCUGAGUUGGAAGGCGAAGUCAGCGGGGCGUUUAGGGUACUUUUAUCUGGGCCGUAUGCGGUUGCUGUGGGCCGGAUUUUACUGGGAUUACUGGUCCCUGUUCCGAAUACAUCCGAUGAUAUCCUGGUUCAAAGUGCAUUGAUCUCCCUUGGUGCGGCCAGGGCAAUUCGACUCUCGGUUCGUGAAGCUGCAAUCCCCCGUAUGGCUCGUACUCGAUUCCAAAAAGAUGUUGCUGGAACAUGGACCAUGGCUGGAGUACCUAGCAUGGACGAAGCCGAGAUGGAGCUGAUGGAAUUGAUGUUCAGCAAGGAACCCGAUAGCGCAAGUGGAGCCUGGGAAACAGACCGGAUUGCUGGUGUACUAGGACCCGCAUUCUCGAGCUGGGAACCCUUUAUCAUAUCUAUUGGAGGUCCCGUUGAAGCCAUACUAGUCGAAAUGCUCGGAGUCGUGGAUGACUUGUUGCAAGAAGCCAAGGAAAACGAAAAAGCGUUUGGCAUCGAGGAAGGCAGAGUUAUUGGCGAAGUGACUGUGGCUGCGAUGCAACUGUUUACCUUGUACAGUCGGGGACAAGACCUACGCGUAUUGGAUAUUGCCACCACUCCCGAUGCAAGUACUCCGCUUCUGAACCCAGUGCUUCAAGCUCUCGUGGGAGUCAUUCGCAAGGUUGGAUUAUCGACGCCAAUCAGCCCUCCGAUCACUAGCACUCUACUUGGAAAAUCAACGUUUUUAACAGAUCAGUCGGCAGUAUCAAUAAUUCGGCAUUACGUCUCAAUGUCUCUCGUCACACCCUCUACACCGGACUAUCUGAACAAUCUCCGACAGCUGUUCCUCCAUUUUUAUAAACCGGAUCGACCCCUGGCUCGAAUCGAACUUGCUCAAGUGAUCACGAAGCUAUAUUUUGGAGUCCGCGAUUUGGUCGACCACCGCCGCGGAGUUGUUGAUUUGUGCCUGGAAGUUUGGGAGGCCAACAAUCUUAACUUGGUACGGGAGCAAGAACUCCAAGUCGUCUUAAGUGCACUCAAGAUACUUGGCGAUGCAAUUGUUGCUGGAUCUGUCGAAUCCGAUGGAAGGGGAUCAAUUGAAGAGCGACUGCGACUCCUGGUAGCCCUCAUCGGCCGAGAUGGAGACUGUACAAUUUCACCACGCAAACGAGAGCCGCCCCCUGAACCUUCACCCCCGGAUAGCCACUCUCGAACGCGCGACUCAUCUCCUACUCCAAUGAUGUCGUUAUUAAAUGCUCUGACACCCAGUGUUCUGACUCCUCGCGAAUUGCCUUCUGAACCUUCGAUUUCUUCACCACAGCCUAUUCGCCCGAGUGUUCCCCAUGCGUCUGCUCUUCCUGGUUCCUGCGUCGACCACGUGUCUGAGUGUAAAGCGAUGGCGGCUGUGGUCACCCUCAUUCAAGCCUUCUCGGCUCUUGCGUUUUCCCCUCCCCAUUCUCUAUCAUCAGCUGAGCGCACUGCUCGGGCACCAGCUUCGUUCCAGUGUAUUUUGGUUAUGCGCGAUCUUCUUGCUUUGCUUUCACCCGUUGGUCGAGAUAUGCUCGACCCCGAAUCAGAAGCCUCCGAAGAGCGAUCCCGCAUUAUCGACGGCAAAUCGUGUUGUUCUUAUGCUCGUUUGGCCAUUCUCCAAUGGUUGGUACGGCUACGCGCGGACCGAGAUCAUCGAUUGUACAUGGUCAAAGGUCUUGAUGGCGAAAUCGAGCCAUUUGCGCACUUAAUCAACCGAACGCCGCUUCGCCCUCGAGUAAACGAUGCUCCUGCUGCCCCAGAACCGCGAAUCCGAGAUCGAGACCGCGAACGAGACCGCGAACGCAGAAACCGGGGGAUGACAACUACCACCCCCAAUAAUCCUGAGGGCGCGCGUAUUGGUCGAAACCCAUCGCGUGGGCGAGAAAGCGAUAGUCGCAGUCGCUCUCGGCAGCCACCUGCCCCACCUCCUACUGUACCCCCGGUCAAAUAUCAUAUAUGGUCUAUCCCGGACAUGCUCCCGUUCGACGUUGCGUUCGGAACUCGGCCAAGUGAAGGGAUGACAACCUAUGAGCAACGCAUCAAGCCCAGCGACGAUGGCCUUUUACCUCAACUUUGGCUACCCGUGUCAGCUUAUGUGUGCGUAAUGAUCGACCUGAUCACUACCGAAACAGAUUGGGAGAUUUUAUCCUAUGUCCUGUGCCAUUUGCCAGUUCAGAUGUCAAACAAACAUUUGUUUUGCGGGCCAAGGACCAGGAGUGCGAUUAUUCGAUUAUUAUCCGAGCUUUGCACAGCGGUUUACGAGGAUAAACUGACCUCAAAUAUCGGGGCACUUCCGGUCAAUCUCAAGGCUACCGACGUUGCCGGUUUGGCGUAUCAUACUUUGACAACACUGAUGAGCUAUCACCGGACGUUCAAUAAGCAACUCCAGGAUGACCUGUUGCGAACCUUCCUGCGCGGUCUCAACAAAAAUACUACUACCGUUAAACCGUGUUUGCAAGCUCUGGCCAUUGCUGCAUUCGAACUUCAGCCUUCGACGACAAAAUUCUUGGGCGAGAUAGUAGACAAGCUUUCCCAAAUCAUGUCCAACCCGACAAUUGCUGGGUACAUCUUGGAACUUCUGUGCAUUAUUGGAUCGAUCCCCACAUUAUAUGCCAAUUUUACAGAUGAUAACUAUCGCCGGGUUUUCCAUGUUCCUUUGCAGUAUAUUACUCUUCACAAUCGACCAGACUCCCAUGCAGGUCCUGCUGGAAAAGAAUCAUACGCCCUUACUCAGCACGUUCUUAUCCUCGCUUAUUAUCAGAUAUAUAUCUGGUUCCUUGCACUCAAACUCCAAGACAGGCCAAAACAUAUACCUUAUAUUACUCGCCACCUCUUACUUGCCAAUGAGCAUUACACCCAAGUGGACGAACCUACCGAAGUCUGCUUUGACUGGCUGGCCCGAUUCGCCUUUGCCAAUGCAGAGUCUAAACCUAGGAUGUCAUCCCUGCGCGAAAGCGUACUCAAUCCACCGGGGAGUUCUGGCGAAGGGAUCGUGGCCAGCAAGUCCUGGGUAUUCGGAAACUCGAUCGUCACUAUCAAAACGUUACGCCAUUCCGGGUGGCUGGAAAUUGAGUGCAGACGGCCUUCUGGAUUGACCACUUUCUUGUGCAAGCUAGAGAAUGUAGCUGCCUUAGGGUUAGGCGAACAAGUGACUGGUGAGAUUGUCGAGGCUGCCACAGAAGCUAUUGGCCAGGUUCAAGACGAAACGAGCGACGGCCAGGUUGCAUCAAAAGAAGGACAUACCGGCGAGGCAUCUAACAUACCCAGUGGUUUGCUCAACCCAGCGAGCGUCGCGCCCCUCAAAGAAAUGGAACUCGACCCCAGUUAUCUUGCGCUUCAACUCUCUCCUUAUCCCGACAUCCGCCGUGCAUCUCUUCGAGGGCGGCUCGUGCCCAACGACGAUCUCCUUGGAAGAACCUUGCGUAGUCUUGAUCGCGUACCGGUGAUGGACUUCCAUAAGGUCGGAAUCAUAUACGUGGGCCCAGGCCAGACAGACGAACGUGAAAUACUCGGUAAUCGCGCCGGCUCGCCCGCAUACACCCACUUUCUCGAUAAUAUUGGCAGACUUAUCCGAUUGAAAGACCAGAGAGACCUGUACACUGGCGGGCUUGACCAACAUUACGAUAGCGAUGGCCAGUACGCUUACGCGUGGUGGGACGUAAUCAUUCAAAUGUUAUAUCAUACUGCUACAUUGAUGCCCAAUCGUGAUGGAGACGAUCAAUUUGCCUUCAAGAAGCUCCACAUCGGUAACGACUACGUUCGAAUCAUCUGGAAUGACUCCGGCAAGCCCUAUCGCUUCGAUACCCUUGCGACCCAGUUCCAGUACGUCAAUAUUGUUAUCGAACCUCACUCGGUUGGGACUGUUGCGGCAUUUACUUCCGACGCCCAUCGUGAAGAGUUCUACAAAGUCGUCCUUCAGCGCGCACCUGGGAUGCCUGAAUUCGGGAUGAUAGGAGAAUUCAAAAUUGUUUCUGCGAAAUGUUUACCUGAUGUCGUUCGACAAACUAGCAUGCUUGCGGACUUUUUUGCCCAGAUCUAUGUUCAUACUCAGCACGACACUAUUCGCGAAGAGUAUAUCACACCAUGGAGGGCGCGAUUAAGGCAGAUUCGGAUGUUCAAGUCAAAACUUCCACCGAUUGCCCCUGAAGAACAAGUGGAAGGCAUUCUGGGCCAGGAGGUGGCACGAGAUUUUUCGAGGUCGUAUUGA
This is a messenger RNA of Rhizoctonia solani, 6468 nucleotides long. Its product is annotated as Tuberous sclerosis 2 protein. Gene Ontology annotation, molecular function: GTPase activator activity. The transcript has 7 exons. Gene Ontology annotation, biological process: positive regulation of GTPase activity; regulation of small GTPase mediated signal transduction; negative regulation of TOR signaling. The coding region runs from base 1 to 6468 and encodes 2155 amino acids. NCBI's taxonomy places the organism in Eukaryota, Fungi, Basidiomycota, Agaricomycetes, Cantharellales, Ceratobasidiaceae. The record is from RefSeq and is a predicted model, not a curated record. Gene Ontology annotation, cellular component: cytoplasm; nucleus; TSC1-TSC2 complex.